Caenorhabditis briggsae is the source of this 429-nucleotide messenger RNA. Bases 1 to 429 code for a protein of 142 amino acids. Lineage: Eukaryota; Metazoa; Nematoda; Chromadorea; Rhabditida; Rhabditidae. The record is from RefSeq and is a predicted model, not a curated record. The transcript is spliced from 2 exons.
AUGUUCUCCAGAACUGCUGUUGUCCUCUCUUUCUUGGCAGUCGCCACCUCGGGAUUCAGUGUCCGCCUAUCGGCCAAGAACACUGUCCAAGAUGCUCAUGACCAGCUCACGAAGAAAAUUCGUUGCUGGGAGCCAAUUGAGGAGAACAUUGCUGGAAACAACUUCUCUGGAAAGCACACACUCAGUGAACCUGUCUACGAUCUGUGCUCCUACAUGCCGGAUCCAAUGGACUUCGAGAAAUUUCACGUCAACGGCGUAGAUUUGGACUCCGACGAUUACGCCAACGUCAUCAAUCUUUUCCAAAUCACGAACCCCAGACUGGCCAUGAUCAAUGUUUGCCCUCAAGAAAGGGAGGGCUGCAACUUGCCGAAGAAGUUCACCACGUGCUUGCAAUUCAACAAGUUCCCAAUGCCGGAAUUAUCUUUCUGA